Molecule: messenger RNA, 3492 nt
Organism: Manduca sexta (tobacco hornworm)
Lineage: Eukaryota; Metazoa; Arthropoda; Insecta; Lepidoptera; Sphingidae
Product: facilitated trehalose transporter Tret1
Exons: 5
Coding region: 243-1739 (498 amino acids)
Biological process (GO): transmembrane transport
Cellular component (GO): membrane
Molecular function (GO): transmembrane transporter activity
Source: RefSeq, a predicted model, not a curated record
GAGUGGCCGCCAGCCGCCGCGCGCGCGCCAGUCAGUCGAUGAUCUCUGCUCGAGGCAGACACACUAUCGCUGAAGCGACCGCGAACGAGUUAAUUCGAUAGUUUUCGGAUUGUUAUGCAAAGGUGCACUUUAAAACAGUGACAGUUAUUAGUGAUUAAUGAAACACAUACAUCAUAUUACGUGAGCUUGGUGUCAAGAUGAUCACGUGAGUGUUGUGACCUGUGCAGUGACAGUCGGUGUACAUGUGUGAGAAGGCGCGGAAGAUGACCAACAUCACGCCCGAGACGCGGAUUAUGAUGAUGCGGACCCCGGACGCCAGGAACACUUACAGGAGGCAGAUCCUGGCGGCCCUGGCGGUGUCAUUAGGUCCGUUCGCGGCGGGUCUCAGCAAGGGUUACAUGUCGCCCGCGCUCGCCUCCAUGCAGGACGGGAAGCAACUGCAGGGCUCCUUCUCCGUGAGCGACCAGCAGGCCAGCUGGAUCGCGAGUCUCAGUUUAUUAGGAGCUUUCAUUGGCGGCAUCAUGGGCGGCCUGGCUAUGCGUCUCGGCAGGCGUACGGUCCUGCUCACCACGGCUCUGCCGUACACGCUGACGUGGCUGGCGACAGCGCUGGCUACCAGCGUCCGGAUGAUCUCCAUUGCCUCCUUCUGCGCUGGGAUGUUGGUCUGCUGCAUCAACAUGGCUACACUGGUAUACGUGACUGAAAUCGCAGUGCCAGAAAUCCGCGGCUGCCUCAGCUCAGUGCUGAAGAUCCUCAGCCAGAUCGGCAUCCUGAUAUCCUUCACUCUCGGCGCCUACCUUAACUGGACGCAGCUCGCCCUGAUGGUGGCCGCAGCACCCAUACUGCUGUUCUUCGCUCUCUUCUUCAUUCCCGAGACUCCCUCCUCCCUCCUAUUGAGAGGGAAAGAGCAGGAAGCAGAAGAGUCCUUACAGUGGCUGAGAGGACCCGACGCCGAUGUCCGACAAGAACUAGCCACGAUUAGAACCAAUAUCCUGGCCAGCAAAUUGGCUAACGGAAGCCACACUAACAAGUUCAAGGUGCUGCUGUCCAAACGUUUGACGAGGCCAGUGCUCAUCACGUGCGGGCUGAUGUUCUUCCAGAGGUUCACUGGAGCGAAUUUGUUGAACUUCUACGCUGUUGAUCUGUUCAAGAAGACGCUUAGUUCUAUGAACCCUCACGGAGGCGCGAUAGCUGCAAGUGUCGCGCAGCUAUUAGCCUCUUGUCUCUCUGGAAUGCUGAUAGACAACGUCGGUCGUCUCCCACUCCUCAUGAUCAGUGGCGUCAUGAUGUCGAUAGCGCUCGCCGGCUUCGGAUCCUAUGCUUACUACUUCGAAGAAGUGUUCAGGAACACGACAAAUACAACCCAGAUCGGACAGGGCACGUAUCUGGAAUCAUCCUACGACUGGAUACCUUUACUCUGUGUCCUCACUCUGACGAUAGCAUUUUCUUUGGGUAUCGGACCUAUAUCUUCACUCUUGGUUGGAGAAUUAUUUCCUCUCGAGUACAGGAGUACCGGCAGCGCUCUGGCGACGAGUUUCAGCCAUCUCUGUGGGUUUGUGAACGUGAAAACUGCCACCGACUUCCAAAACCACAUCGGCCUGUACGGCUUAUUUUGGAUGUACUCCGGUAUAUCAGUGCUGUGUCUGCUAUUUGUGGUGUUGUUUGUACCUGAGACUAAAGGGAGAGAAAUAGACGAAAUGGACCCAAAAUAUGUGGAGUCUUUGUGCAUUAACCGAUAGUUACAUCCUCAAGCUAUUGGAUGCAAACCUUUCUACUGGAGUUCCCUCAUUAGUCGCUCCAGAAAUGUUUUUCGGAGGUCUUGAUUGAGUGGUCUCAUCGAUUUGAGAAGUGUGUAGCCAGUUACUGUAAUAUUGUCUUGUAGGCGUACAAGAGAUGUAUGUCAGUAUUAUUUAUGUUUAAUAGUGCCUUUAUGAAGUUCCUCUACGCAUCACGUUAGUGGUAGGUAUACAUUGGCCUCAGGCUGGCCCUGCGUUGGCCUCAAUUUGGCCUAAUGGCCUCUAACUGAAUGGACUUAUUUUUAGUUGAAAUUGUUUGAAAUGUCACUCGGAUUAUAUUUACGAUUAAAUACAUUUUAAUAGUUAAUGAAUAUUUACUGUAAGGGUCUUUAGCCAAAUUAUACUAAAUGAAAUCUAAAUGAAAUACUGAAUGAAUGAAAUAUAUAUGGAUAGUCUAAUCUUAGAAUUUAAAUUGGUUCUUUCUCGAAAUAUACUCAGUUAAUACUAUUGUAGAUACAAAAUAUACUUUUAUCUCUUUUUUUAUAGUUAAGUAUUAAGAAAAAUCAACUAGCAAUUGAGUAUUUAUGAGAAAAAAAAACAAUAUAUUUUAAGAUUUGUGUAGAAAUUAAGCAAAUCCAAUAUUACUAAAUGAAGGGCUUCCAAACGUAUAUCCGAGUGUACAUCAGAUCUGAGCCAGGGGUUAUUUAUUGUAAAUAUAGCUUAGAGUCUAGUACGGGUAUGACAUGUGUAAAUGUAUUAUGUUUAUUAUUCUACGUGCGUUCAUUGUACCAAUAACAUCACUGCAGACAUUUUUUUUUAUUGAAUGAAUCCUCAUUCGGUAACACUAAAUCGAAAGUCACCUUUCUUUUCAGCGUGCCAGGUUCAAAAAUCUAUUGACAUUUUUUAAUAAUUUUGAGGAAAUUGUUUUUAUUUUGGCUAUUUCUCAGGCUUAAAUGUUCUUUGGUGAUAAUUACUUAGGUGAGUCAAGUAUUUGUUAAUUGGACAUAAAAAUAUAAAAUCAUUGACAAAUAUAAUAUUAGGUCACUAGAAAACAGCUGAAUAACUUCGUUUGUAUGUAAUUUUGUUAAAGAAUGUGUUGGCCUGGUCCACUUGAAGUAUACGGGCCAAUGUACCUUUAAAAAUAAAAACACGCCUCAGUUGUAUGUAGAUGUAAUAUUGGACGUUGAAUGCAUAGAAAUGGUUAUAUUUAACGAUUUAUAUCGUUCUAGGUAAAAUGUGUGACGUCACCGUUUGGUGCUAAAAGGUGCCUUUGCAUUUCGAAUAUCUAAAUGUUAUAACAAUUGUAUAUAGAUAUGUUACUUUUGUAUAUUUUUAUGAACUAUUUAUGUAUAGACGUAGGGUUGUGAGCGGAUUAGUAUUACAACGCCAUCUAGCGACGAACGAAGUAAAUGUGUUUUGUUAAUACUAAAUUAAUUGUUUGUUGGUCUUUAUAAACACUUAUUUACACAUAAUAUUUUAUUUGAAUAACGUUUAUUAAUAUCAUACAUUAAAUUUUACAUUUAAAUUAUACAGAAGAUUGAUAAAUUGUCGUGUACCGCCAUCUAUUGACAAAAAAUAGAAUUAUAUUUCAAUUACCAGUAUUUUCAUUGGUAAUUUGGUUAUUGUUUGUUACAAAGUCGACGCUCAUUAUAACGAAUUUGUUUUACAACAGUACGUUGCCAUAAAUGUAUGCUAAAUUAAUAAUUUGUACUUAAAAAGUCGAAUUUAAGUGUUUCAAUAAAACGUCUGAAACUGA